Messenger RNA from Xenia sp. Carnegie-2017, 1216 nucleotides. RefSeq names its product trimeric intracellular cation channel type B-like. Gene Ontology annotation, biological process: potassium ion transmembrane transport. Gene Ontology annotation, cellular component: membrane. The coding region runs from base 82 to 978 and encodes 298 amino acids. NCBI's taxonomy places the organism in Eukaryota, Metazoa, Cnidaria, Anthozoa, Malacalcyonacea, Xeniidae. The transcript is spliced from 6 exons. The record is from RefSeq and is a predicted model, not a curated record. Gene Ontology annotation, molecular function: potassium channel activity; identical protein binding.
UGGUGACUGCUGUUCACAAAGCUGUUCCUAAAUUUUAAAUAUACUUUGUUUUAUCGCUUAUAAACAAGGAGGAAUUUUAAAAUGGAUGAUUUGGGGAUAUUUUAUGAAGAAGCAAGCAAAGUACUUAUCUUUCUGUUCAAUAAAGUUGUGAAUAUCUGUGAACAUUUUAUACAUGUGUUAGGCUUACAUGAACACUUCCAUUCAGCAGCAAAAUCACUUCAUCAUUACCCAACGACAACAUUGCUUAUUGUUUCUCAUUUUUUAAUUUCUAUCUUGAAGAUCAGAUCUUCUCAAGGUUGUAAUUUUGCACGUUCGAAUCCAUUUGCUAGCGUUUUAUCAUCAGUGUUGCUUUGUUUUGCUGGAUCAACUUUACAAAGUCUUCUCUUGGGAAUGCCAUUGGUAAAACCAUAUGAAAAUACACAUUUAAUUGUGGUCCUAAUUUUAAUUUGGUAUUUAAUGUAUUUUUGUCCAAUGGAUCUUUUUGCAAGACUAAUAGCAUUUCUACCUGUGCGGGUUGGAUUGACAGCUUUGAAAGAAGUAUAUAGAACAAAAUGUAUCCUUGCUGGACUACAACUUGCUUAUUCUCAAUACCCCAAUGCUUGGUUUAUUAUUGUUGUAUCUGGCUCCAUUCGAGGUUGUGCUGGUUUGGUUUUGAAACCUUUUAUUCAUCAGAUUGUUGGACUCGGCACUUCUCAUGUUGAAUUUCACAGGCCAACUUUCACAACAAAAAUGUCAAUACUGAUAAGUUGGAUAUUUGCAAUGCAAGUAAAAGGAGUUCUCGACACGAAUCUUUCUUCUUUGUCUUUAGUAUUUACUGUUUUUAUGAUUUUGUUCCAACUUUUGCUCAUGUUCACUGAUAUAACUAACCCUUUCCGCAAAAUGGAAGAUUUUCUUGCUGCAAUAUUUCUACCGAACCGUCGUCAUCAAGCUGAAACAUUAACCCCAUCCAACAAAGAGAAAAAGACCAAAUCCGAUUAAUGGCAUGAAACAAUUAGUUGUAGAAUUCGUACAUAUGCAUAACUUAGUUUGGUUUGACAGCGAUUCAAUGGUCGAUAUCAUCAAUUGAAUAAUUAUGUCUUGUUUUUCAUCUAACACAUAUCGUUAUCUUGCAAGAUGACUAUGUUUACCGGAGUGUUUCAUCCCUCUUGAAUCGUCAGAAUAUGGAAUUUUGAAUGAUGAAACUUAACUAUUGAUUUAACAUGUUAUGUGUAUUCCA